Molecule: messenger RNA, 663 nt
Organism: Durusdinium trenchii
Lineage: Eukaryota; Dinophyceae; Suessiales; Symbiodiniaceae
Source: the annotation of a GenBank genome assembly
AUGAGCAGUCAAGGGGAACACGAGAAGGCAUUGGGGGCCUUAGCAUCUGCUGAAGAGCUCCUGGAAGCCGCCGGAUCUCCGGACAACUUGGCCGCAGGGUACUUCAUGCAGCGUGGCGCCACCUUCGCCCAUCUGAAGCGAUUUGGAGAGACGUUGCAGGAGUUUGGGCGGGCAAGGGACAUUUUUAAGAAGCACAAUGAUAUGAAGAACCCGGAAAUAGUCACCGUCUCCGGAAAUAUGGCCAUUGCUGCUUCUGCCAUUGGCCGGAGAAAGGAUGCAAUGCUUUUCUUUAAUGAGGCCAGCGAAAUCCUUGAUGCCCUUGGUGAUGAUCAAAUGAAAGCAUAUAUCCUCAGUAGCAUGGGAGCAGCUUGCGUUGGAGCAGGAGCCUUCGAACAGGGGUUCUCGCAUAUGAAGCAAGCACAGAAGGCGCUGCUCAAAGCUGGUUUGGGUGACACCCCAGAAGGAGCACUGCUUUUGUCUCAAAUGGGAUCCAUCCUCUACCAGAUGGCAAUCUAUUCUCAGGCCAGCCUGCAUUUUGACUUUGCACGCGACCGUUAUUUCAAGAACGGUGAUUUGGUGCAGACGGUGUGGAUGUGGUAUUUGAGCAACUUGAGUAGCUUCAGGGGGUGGCUUUGGGAUACUGAGCAGUCCCUCUAUCAAUAA